Messenger RNA from Exaiptasia diaphana, 3940 nucleotides. Its product is annotated as 5-hydroxytryptamine receptor 1A. The transcript is spliced from 2 exons. The record is from RefSeq and is a predicted model, not a curated record. Gene Ontology annotation, molecular function: G protein-coupled receptor activity. Gene Ontology annotation, cellular component: membrane. Lineage: Eukaryota; Metazoa; Cnidaria; Anthozoa; Actiniaria; Aiptasiidae. Gene Ontology annotation, biological process: G protein-coupled receptor signaling pathway. The coding region runs from base 1284 to 2456 and encodes 390 amino acids.
AUUUGUUUUUUACGGUCACCUGCUAAAUGGUUGCCAUAUGAAAUAUAUGAGUACAUUUAUUGGUCUAAAAUGAGACAGAUUCAGGCCAUGCAUUAUGUUUCAAAAGUAAUUUUUAUUUAAACAAUUUAGUAAAGACAACAAUGUGCCGAUCCAUAGAGAUUUUUACGUACGUUGCAAGAAUGUUCAGUAAGUCUAAAAUCAAUAAUUAGUCAUGCAUCUAGCGAUUGAUAAUCGACGAGAAAAUCCCACUUUCUACCCAAAAUAAUUCUCUUUCCCGGCAUUAGAUGUUAACAGUUGUUUAUCCAACAUCGUUGCCAUGGAAACUACAGAUUGGUUUAUCCCUGUUCUAUUAAUAAUUUUAUUGGCAAAGAUAAGACUUAUACACACAAAGAUAAUUUUCCGAUGGCCUAUAGCAACGGCAAACAAAGUUUUCUUCAGUUUUAUCAUCCUUUGUUCAAUUUGAUAAAACGUCUGACUGAGUCAUGUGGUCAACAACUUCUCUUAUUCCUGAAUAAACAUAAAGUCCGACAAAGGAAAAACCAUCACCCGAUAUUGCCAACAAAGAUAUAUCACAACGAAAUCUAAUACAUUGUUUUUGUAAUAAAAUACUAAAUCUUCGUAAGACGAAAGGUGAUAAACGCAUUUUCAGAAGAUUUAGAUAAAUUAACAGUAAAUCUAAAAUAAAAAAGCCGACUGAUUGUUGCUAUUAGGACUUCCUGAGAGCUCACAUCUGUCGGGAACUCGUAGUAUUUUUACAGGUUAUUCUGACCAUUCAUGAUAUUCUCUUCAAGAGCAUUUUAAGAUGUAUUUUUUAUGUUAAGUCAGUAAAAUUACAAUCGAUUUUGGUGAAAGACGGCUAUCAUUGAAGUCAAGAGUGAAAGAAAGCUGUGUAAUAUUACAUUUCUCUUGGCGAUGUUCAAGACUUCCGUCACAUAGAAGUAGUAUUGGUGAGCAAUGUUUAACAUACAGUCAUACAGGUGUAGCAACACAACAUCUUUCUCUAAUUUAUGAUUACCAUCUCCUUCUACUUUUUCAGUUUAUCCAUUAAAUGAAGAAACCACUGCGUCAUCAAAUUAACUUCAGCCAAUCAAAUAGAUCCUCUUUAACGUUACCUAGCAACUCAUACAAUAAAAAGUCAAAAAUCGAUUUAUAGUUGAAGUAGGCCCGCAUUUAGAUCAGUCAGUCACCGUGGUGAAGAGAAGGCACUUUGAAAGCAUCUUGCUUCAAAAAGGUUGCAAUUAAUCUGUGCGUGUUUCACUAAAUACAGGAAAAUACAACAAGCAAUGGUCGACCAUUCCUCGAACCCAACAUUUCCUCCACUGCCACCAGAUCCUGGAGGAGACCCUGGUCAAGAUAUUCUAGAGAAUGUUUUAAAACAAUUAGAAGAUUGUGGAGUGAACGGGACAAAUUUAACGUCGAUUUCGUCCAUGAAUGAUUCGCAGCGGAUACUGUACAUAGGAAGUCUUUUAGAUAAAUAUAAUUGCUCCGGUGCGGGUAAUGGGCCACCGACAUCAAUUCCACAAGUUGGUAAUUCUAAAAUCCCGCCACACGUUCUGCUUGUUAUCUAUUUCGUUACUGUAAUGGUGCUUGGCUUGCUCGUUAAUCUAUGUGUUAUCGGAACAAUCACUCGAGUUCGAAGACUGAGAACAAUUACAAACUGUUUCGUACUAAGCUUGGCGUUUGCAGACUUGUUGAUGGCUGCUGUAGUCGUUCCAUUGCAGAUUAAAGAGCUGUACCGACCACAAACUCAAUCAUCGCCAUUUAUAGAUACCCUUUUUCCCAUUCUGGGUGUCGCGUCUCUACUAAAUUUGUGCGCUGUGACGCUAGAUCGUUACUUUACCAUUACAAACCCACUGACUUACGAAGCUAAAGUCAGUUCCGUACGAGCAGGCUUUAUCAUCGCCUCUAUAUGGAUCAUAGCCACAGCGCAGGGAUUGAUAGAUCUACUUGCUAUCCCUUUUGAAGAUCAACCUGUCUUUCAAGUGGUUCGUUUCGUGAUUGUGUUUAGCAUUCCAUUUAUAUGCGUAAUCUUUGUGAAUACGAAAAUUUACUGUAUUGCCAGAGGUCAUGCCAGGCAAAUAAGAGCCAACGAACCAGGCCAAACUACUUCUGGUGGACGAAGUUUUUCAAGAAAGAUAAAGACAGCGCAAGUCAUUGGAUUAUUAGUUGGCACAUUCGUAUUAACGUGGCUCCCUUACUUCAUACUAACUAUCUAUGAGCAAUUCGAGGAAGGAAAAGGCAACACACCUAGAGCCUUGAAGAUUGUUAAAAAAGUAACUGAGGCGUUAGCUUGUAGUACGGCAUUGUUCAACCCACUUCUGUAUGGAUUUCUGAGAAAAGAAGUCCGAAUCGCAAUAAUACGCGGUCUAAAAUGUCAGAACGUAAAUCUCUCAGAUUUGGACACUACCGCGACGGCAGAGAAUACGACACGUCGACUCGAAAUCACACGAAAGUAAAGAAAUCGAACUGAACAUUUUCUAAAGAGACACCUCAGCAGACUCUAAAAUGGACAUUGUUGAUAUAUAGGACUACAGCUCAUAAAAAGUACAAAUGACUUGUGAUGGGUUGAUUGAUGGACAAUUAAAAAAAGAACUAUGAAAUAAACUCAUCAUGAAUUAUGAUGGUUGGAGACCUCCAUUCUAAUCAUCUCACGCAUAUUAUGUGUGGGCUGUCAGUUUGUAGUGUUGGGAACCUCCCACCUGCUGUAGUAUAAUAUCUAUCACAAUAAUCGAAUAUGACUAAUUCUGUAUCAUUUCGUAUUAGAUUUUCUUAUAUAGCGGUGUAAUGGCAUAGGAUCAAGUUUAAAAACCUAUAUUAAUUUUAACCUGGUGUCUCAAGGGUUGAAGCACACACUGUUACAGUAUGUAAGUGUUAAAAAAUCGGACUGAGUUCAUGUGCAAUAUCAAUGUUCAGCCCUCGUGGUGUUAUCACGUUAUGAAUAAACAUCAAUCACAAAACUGGGAAAACUUUACUGUAAUGCUUCUAUAUCUUCAUAACAGUAUUCUCAACAAAAACCCUCGGGCAAUUUGGCAAGCUCCAUCAAAAAAAUCAACCCGAACAGUCAACAAAUUUGAAAGCCGCUUGACAGACAAACUCUCUACAAUUCAGACAGUUCCUGAAUGUGAAAAWUAAAUGAAGAACAAAAAACAAACAGCAAGAAUGAAACUUUCCUGUAAAAGGUUAACCGACAUACAAAAAGGGUUCAGUCCCACUUUAUACAAAAUUAUAGUUUAGAUCAAGGAAAACAUACACUCCCUUGAACAAAAAAAGCUUAUUUGGUGAUAGCAUUCUUUCUGAGAUGAUGAAUUAUAGCUUCAAAUAAACAGAUCUUUAUGCUAGACAAGCUGAGCUGAAUACGUUAAAAUAAAAUUUGAUAUUUUUUUCUAUUUUGGUCACAAUCAACCAAUUACAGAGAAUAAUCAGUAAUGUUUAAUUUCCACGAAACAAAUGAAAAAGAAAAGAAAACUAAAGACAUAGCGACCUCUUUAAGCAUAUCUGAGCUAACGGAACGAAAGCAUCCGGUUUGAAAUAAUGGCCUUAUAUACGAAGCCGACCUCCGUUCAAAAUUUAGCGACGAGUAACUUACGUACCACUAAUGAAGAACGAAAACACAAAAUAAAAACAAAGUGCGAAAAACAAAGAAUUAAAUGAAAAUACUGACAUCCAAAUCCUAGAAAAUUAGAAAAGACAGUCUGUUCAAACAAUGAGAAGGGGUAAGCUGAUCAAGACUAAGUUGGUUUGGUGAUAAUAAGAAGUCAAAGUCUGCUUCUCUGAGAGGAGUAAAAAAACCACUGUCAGAAUCAUACUUUAGAGGUGUAAGUCCUGAAUGGAAUGUAGACAAUGGUGAAGACUGGACAGGAAUUUGAGAUGCUGCAAUUGUCCCUUUUGGUGUAGAAAGGUGAGCUGGUGUGAGAAUCAAUGAGUUAAACUCUUGUAUCUU